Molecule: messenger RNA, 890 nt
Organism: Monopterus albus (swamp eel)
Lineage: Eukaryota; Metazoa; Chordata; Actinopteri; Synbranchiformes; Synbranchidae
Product: probable inactive tRNA-specific adenosine deaminase-like protein 3
Exons: 4
Coding region: 96-890 (264 amino acids)
Molecular function (GO): catalytic activity
Source: RefSeq, a predicted model, not a curated record
UGUUUUAGGGGACAUUUUAGUGUGCUGCACAUAAAAGCAAGCUAACUAAGUGUCCCUGAACGGCCGUGGGUGAACGGAAGGCUGACACCAAAACAAUGGAGCCACAGAGGAAACGCUGGAAAGGGUCGGAGUGCGACACUGACUCCUGGGUUGCAUAUCCUGUACUAUCUGAUGAGCAGUCGCAAGAUGUCGAGCUGAUAGAGGCGUUUGCUGCACCAGUUCUCAACAAAAAAGAGACCUCUCGACUUGUCAGGGAGCUGAACAUCCUUUACCCACUGAACGGCCUGCAGCACAUCAAGAGGGUGCGGGCUUGCAAGGAGAAGGGGAGCCCCCACCCUCUGGAAGUCCUGGUGUGCCUUAUUGGCGAUGCACCAGACAUGAAGGUGACCAGCAUCGACUCUCUGCUGCCCCCAGAUGGAGUCAGGCAUGAUGGAUUAGGUGAGCCUUUUGUGGUUAAGGUCCCUGCACGACCUCCCUUGACUCGAACUCAGUUUGAGCUGGCGAGCAAACACUGGCCCACCUCCUUUCAUGAGGACAAACAGGUGACAGUUGCCCUGAGAGGAGAGCUCUUCAGCCCACCCCAGAAAGCUACAAUGCACAUGCACAUGAUGACUGCUUUAACUGCUGCCAAAGCUGGAAAGAAGAUGGGGAUGGAGGCAGUUGGGGCUGUAGUGGUCAACCCAGCAACAGAGAGAAUCAUCGCAGUGGGCCAUGACUGCCGAGGUGACAAUCCCCUUCAUCACGCAGUCAUGGUCUGCAUUGACCUUGUGGCUCGGAGCCAGGGUGGUGGAUGUUAUUCCUUCGACAGAUACCCUGCUUGCCGAUGGAUUUCACCAGGCUCAGAUACCUUUCCAAAUGUAGAUCUACGAACUCCAUUUGAAGAAUUUUGA